UUCAGCUGCCUGGAAGCGUAUUGGGAUGCCGAUGCCUCCUCGUCCUCGUCUGCUAGGAUUACGUUUAUUACCGCGCAACAACGAACCAUCCCAGAGACAGCAAGGAUCCAGGAGAAAGACCAGGACUCCUCUAGAACCGGCACAAUGCCACGCUUUCGCAACGAGGAGCCGGAGCAGUCGCACUACAGCGAUGGCGACGUCGUCUGGGUGAAGAUCCACAACACGGAGAUCUGGUGGCCCGGCGAAGUGACCCUUUCGCAGGACUUUCGCUUCGUCAACUCCAGCCGACCGCCAUUCGCAGUUGUGGCGUUUUUCAAUGAAAAAACCUUCGAGCAAGUGAAAUCACCGAAAUUGAUAUACCCCUUUCAAUGCGAUCACAAGGAGGAGUUCAUUAAACGAGGCACCAAAAAGGCCGAUGGGAUGCACAUGGGCGACAAGUUCAGUGACGAUGUGGCGAUCGCGGAGUCGCGGUAUCGCCGUCACCAGGUCCUCGGCCUGCAUGCCGAUCGAUCGUCGGUGAUCGGUGACGGGGGAACCGGAAGCGGCAGCGGAAGCGGAAACGGAGGAGCAGGCGGAAGUGCCCCCCGACCGGACAGCCUCAUCAAGGCCUUCCUCUCGAGCAGCAGCAGCAUCAGCGGAGGCAGCAGCAUGGGACACAACAACAGUGGCCGCAGCAGCAGCGGAGUGCCUUCACCAGCGGGGAUUCGACAACAGCAGGCGCCCACUUUCCGCAUCAUGGACAUCGGAGGAGGCGGCGGCUCCUCCGCCAGCGAUCCACCUCGCGAUCGCACCUUCGACGAGGCCAGCUACGAGUGCAACAUGUGCACCUUUCGCACCAACAGCAUGAGCGUCCUGCUCAUCCAUCGGCGUGCCCACUUGGAGUCGAGCAGCAGCUUCAGCAGCAGCAACAGCAAUAGCACCAGUACCACCGCCAGCACCAGUCACCAAUCCUCGAUGCUCUUGAAUGUGGGAACCCGCAAGACGCGUGCGGCACGCGCCAGGGCUCACACCACCACCAGCAGCCAGCAGCCCUUCCAUCGCAGCUCGGUGCGCUGCCAUUCGCGGCACGUCUCCAUUGUGGUGGAUGCACCGCUGACCAACGAGGAGCAGAAGAUGGUGAAGAGCAUUGCCAAGCAGACGCUGGCCAGCAUCGAAAUGGUGGUCCGUCCCGGCGAGGAUAGCUCCUCCGCCGCCUCGAAUCGUAAUAGUAGCAGCUCAUCGUCGGUAACGCCGCCCGCGAAUCCCCGGGAUCCGCGUGGCCAGCAGCGCAGCUCCAAUCAACUGCGUGCCACCAUGCCCGCCCCACAAUCGCCGCCGGCGAAGCAGCGUCGACUUACCCGCUCCAUGAGCAGGCGGCAGCGGGGAGGAGGAGAAGCUAUCUCCCCACCAGCCGCCACUCCAGAGCUCCUACUGCCUCCUCCGCCAGCGAUGCAGACGCCACGCAGAGGAGCUAACAGAAGAUGCACUUUGGCUGCCACAGAGCAGCUGCCUUCGAUCACCAGGCGGGGUAAUCCUCUCCGCAAAACGCUGACCACGGCGCCAGUGGAGAGCAAGGAGAAGUUGGAAAAGCUGGAGAAGGAGAAGCCACCUCGAAGCGCUGGUCGGCGCAAGAGAACCUUCUCCAGGAGUAGAACAGCGAUGACUGAGCGAGAUCGUCCGCUAAUCAUCCAUUCAUCGCCGCCGCCAACGAAAAGGGAAAUGGAAACGGCUAAGGAAAAGGCUAAGGUAGUGGAAAUGGAAAUGGAAGCGGAGCCUGAACUGCCCUCCACUGCCUCGCUAGAGGCUGAUCUUCAAGAGAAGCAGCAGAAAGAGAAAGAGAAUCUCCCGCAGAGCAGCAUCGAUGCCUCCAAGCAGCUGCAGUUAAGUUUGAUGGCCGAAUGGGGCGACGAUGAGACGGAUGAGUCGCUGGAGGAGCCACCGGUUAAUAAGGAGACGGUAUUGGAAGCUCCUCCUCCAGCAGAGCAGAAAGCAGAGGAGAAUGAGGAGCUAGAGGAGGAGGAACUGGAGGAGCAGCUAGAGAAGACUGAUGACUUGGAGGGCAUGAAAAAGAAGCGCAGCAUUCGCAAUAUACCAAAGAAGGAUCGCCGCGAUGUGGUUGUGCAGGAGUUUCAGCCAGAGCUGCCGGAGGAUGAGCCCCAAAUGGAUGUGGAGGAAGAGCAAGAGGAGCCGAUUGUCAUCCCCGACAGCGAUGCCAGCUCCAAUGGUAGCGUCGUGUUCGUGGAGGACGAGCCAAGGCAGCGAGGAGGCAGGGCAGGAAUACAUGCGCAUCCCAAUGGCAAUGGCAACGACAAGGCGGCCACAUCCUCAUCCUCAGUUAAGGCGGUCGUGCCCUCUUGCUUUGAUUUCGAGGAGGAGGAAGAGGAACUGCUGCUGCAGCCGGAGCAGCCGGAUGGUCAUGGGAAUGGCUUGAGCUACAGGCGUCGCACCAAUACAAAUCGAUGCCUCAUCGAUGUGAAUGGAAAAUCGCAUGCGGAGGAGGAGGAGGAGGAGCGACCAGCGGAGGUGGAGACUGCUGGAGGAGCUGCCCAGGAACUGGACGGUGGCCUCUUCAAGGGCUUUGAAGAUUUACAGGAACCAAUCGCAGCCGUUGAGACGGAGAAAGUGCCUGAACCGGAGCCCAAAUCCCCUGAGAAGCAGGAAGAGCUGCCGGUGGAGCCCGAGGAGGCUGCUCCAAGCGAGGAACCGGCCACCGAGGGCGAUCACUUGAGCCUGCCCAUCAAGGAGCGUCAGAAGCGCAUCUUUAAGUCGCGCAACAAGUCGAUUGCGGUUGCAACUCAGGAGGAGGAGGAGGAGGAGGAGGUUACACCGCCACUGCAGGAGGAGCAGGAAGAGCAGGAAGAGAAGCAGGAGCAGCAGGAGGAGGUAGAUACCUCGCUUCUCUUCAACGGCGCCAAGAGCCGCAGCAGCAGUGGUGAUGCCAUGGAGAGCCUGGGCAGCCGGAGCAGAAAUAAGCGGCGCAACAAAUCCAAGACUGAAUCAAACCGUCGACCGGCGAAGCUUACGAACCUCCAGAACCUCCAGAAGGAGCUCCUCCACGAGGAGCUGAGCAACAACAGCAGCAGCAGCAGCGGCAGUAGCAGCAACCAAGCCAGCUCCAGCUCCUCCAGCUCGGACUCCCACUGCAGGCUUUCCCCGGAGCCGAGCUCCAGCAACAGCUGUUCGAUAGCCUCGAACAUUGCGGUCAUUUCGGCGGAGGAGGCACGCGAACUGCAGCGCUCGGCCUCGGGCGCUGGAUUGAUACAUGCGGCCAUUGUGGAUGCCACACAGCCGGUGCAGCGAGGCGGUGUGCUCAUCCUGGAGGACAUACGACUGCCCAAUUUGUACGAGCCCUUUGGCAGCCUGCAGUCGUCCUCCACGGACAGCAAUGGCAGCAGGCAGACGAACUCACAGCAGCCGGAGGAUAAUGAUGAACAGUCGCAGGACACGACGACCGAGGAGCAGCUGGAGAAGAAUGAAGAGCAGGAGCAGGUGGUUGAAGAGAUUGAGGAAGUUGAGGAGGUUGAGGAGGCUGAAGAAGAUGAGGAGGAGGAGCAAAUGCCUGAUGAUGAACCAGCCGAGCAGCCAGAGCAGCAUCUAAAUCAAGAUCAGGAGGAGGAACAGAAGGAGCCACCGGAUAACUGGUCACCGGAGCGCCAAUCGCCCGCCGAGGAGGAGGUGCGCCUCCUGCCGCAGGCUCGCGAGGUGCUGCUCAAGAAGCGCGAGCAGGAGCUGCUGCGUCAGUACGAGGCUGACUUGGUCAGCGGUCGGAGUGCGGAGAAGUGUCGCCAGGCACGCGCCCGCUGGAGCCGAACGAUGCCGCGAUCCCCCGAAGAGGAGGAGGAAGAGGCGGCGGCUGCGGAGGAGCUGGAGCUAAUGGAGGUGGAGGAGGAGGAGGGUCCUGUCAAGGAGGAUGAGGAGCUGCCAGAGGAGGAGGAGCUGCAGCUGCAGCCAAUGGAGGAGGAGGAACCGCUAGAGGACACCGAGACCUCCCUGGACGAGCAGCUGGCCGCCGUGGAGCUGGUUCUGCCGGCCACCCUGUUCUCCUCGUCCUCGUCCCGUCGCCCCGCCAGCCACCCGCCAGUCACUCCUGUCCAGUCGCUUCCCCCCUCGACGCAGCCCGCCCGGCAUCUCAGCUGCGCCCGCACUUUGAGCGAUGCGGACGUGGCCAAGGCCCACCAGCAGCUGGUGGAUCUGCGGGAGCAGCAGCGCCUCCGUUCCACCUCCACAUCGCCGACGGCGGCGGCUGUGCUGACGCCGCCGGAAACCCUGCUGCAGCAGACCAGCGGGCAACGGAGGACGCGUCGCCGCUCGAGGAAUGCGGGCAGCAGCAGUGGUGGUGACCAUGUGAUGACCAUGGAGAGUGGAACCCGCAGCGACGUGGCCGAGGAGUCGUCGUGCGAGACCAAGGAUGGUCAGGAGAGCCCCGAGAACCCGCCUCAGCUGUGCGCUGGACGCAUCUGCGCGGUGAUGACUCGCCCGAUCCCCGGCUACAGCCACACCUUCAUGCUCUGCUCGCUGAACAACAACAACUUCACGCCGCUGAACAACGUGGCUUUGUACCUGGACAACGAGAAGAACCACUUGGUGCCGGUGCCGCGAGAGGCGCUCCUGGAGCCUCCCCGCCUGGCCGAUGGCCAUCCGCUGUCCGCCGUCUUUGCGGACAUUGAUUUUCUGGGCGGCGAGGCGGUGGCCCAGGUGGUGGAGCCCUCGGAGGCGGAGGAUCUUGGCCAGAGCCAGGAUCUCUCGCCGCGCCAUCUAUCCCCGCAAAUGCUGCUCAGCGAGGCAGCGGCGGCGGCGGGCGGCGAGCAGGAUGUCGACGCCAUGGGCAUUAUGACGCCCCUCAGCCAGGUGGGAGGCAACAUAACGGGAGCCGCCGGCGGUAGCAGCAGCUAUGUCAACGAGGAGGAGGAGCUGUCGCUGCACGAAGAGCAGCUGCAGGCCAAUGUGCUGCAGCUGAAUGUGAACGGCCAUCGGCUGGAUUUGGAUCCCUCGAUGCUGUUCAGCAUUGCCGAGCAGCCGGACUCGUGCAUCGAGGUGAGCGUCACCGAGACGACGGGUGGAUCAGGUGGCUCCGGUGGCUCCCAGUUGACUGGAGGAAUGAGAGCCGUGCUGCAGGCUCGCGACAUUCUGCAGGCGGCGGAGGUUUACCUGCAGGAGCGCGAUCUCCAGCUGGUCACGCUGGGCGAUGAAGAUGAAGCCACCGAUGGCGGGCUGCCUGUAACCGCCGGCACGGAUCUGCUCUCGCAGGCUUUGGCCAGCGCUGACGACGACGACGAGGAUGAUGACACGGCGGUGGACUUUGUGAACGCAGCCAACGCUGGCGUUGGCCUGCUCCACAUAGACACCCGGACCGGCGGCGCCAGUUUGCUGCAUGUGGGUGGCAGCGAGGUGUUCAUCUCCCAUCCGAUGGCUCAUCCGCAGAAUGUCCAUUUGACGCCGCCGAUAACGGCCCGCACCAAUGAGACAAACGCCCUGCUCGACCAGACGCCCAUCAUGUCCACGCUGGAGAAUCCCAGCAGCAGCAUGCAGCUGCGUCGCGUUUCGCCGCUGGUGGAGGGCAAUUUGGAGGACAGCCUGGCCGUGAUUGGGGUGACGAAUGGCAGCGGAGUGCCCACCUCGCUGGAGCUGCCCAUUACGGUGACCAAUCCGGCGAUUGCCUCGCGGAUGGCGGCCCCCGUUGCCGACAUGCUGCAGUUUGCUCCGUUUCAGUAGGAUGAGUAGGAGCAGCACACAGUCCAAGAGCAGAUGAACUUGCUUUAUUUUUCCUAAGAUUAAGAAACCUUUUGUUAGAAUAAGUAGAAAUGCAGCUAAUGCAUUUUAUGUUGAGUUAGUUAAAUUGACAAGAUAACAAGAGGAUAUUUAGUGGCCUAGAUUCCUCGACUUGACCUUAUCCACAUUGCAAAUGUAGGAUAGAAAAGGAAUCCCAUUUGCACGUAAAAGAUUUAAUAACUAUUGGUUAGAAGCGAAUAAGUAGAGCAAGUGCAAUGGAAGCUGUUCGGCACCAAAGGAAAAACCUACGAAGAGUUCACAGGAAGCACAUUUAUAUUUAUAUUUAACGACCAUAAAUGACUAUACCAAUGUGUGUAAGAUAUGUCAGUCUCUAAGCUAACAGAUAAAAGAUAACAGAUGAUGUAAAGUGAGAGAGUGUCCUCGCCCAGAAGAAUAAAAAAAGGCAAAUGUGCAACAAAGAUAUAUUUUUUUUAUUGCCACGGAUCGUAUUUAAGCAACCUUCUUCUAGUAAGCGUCAAGACAAAGCCUAAUUUUAAUUGACACCAGUGACUUAUUUUGGUUGGUUCGGUUCUGACAAGUUGAAUUAAUUAAAUACGCUGUAUUUAACUUUUUUUUUUUUUCGUUUCUCCAAAAAGCAAAACGUUUUGUGUCAAAAUUAUAUGCAUUUUCAACGAACGAGAAUCUACGCAUGUACAGUUUAUUUUUUGAAAAUACAACCAAAUAUAAAUAAAUAAAUAAAUGUAUGGAAAAAUAA
Messenger RNA from Drosophila takahashii, 6463 nucleotides. RefSeq lists its product as uncharacterized. The record is from RefSeq and is a predicted model, not a curated record. NCBI's taxonomy places the organism in Eukaryota, Metazoa, Arthropoda, Insecta, Diptera, Drosophilidae.